This is a messenger RNA of Encephalitozoon intestinalis ATCC 50506, 645 nucleotides long. Its product is annotated as GTP-binding nuclear protein. Gene Ontology annotation, biological process: protein import into nucleus; ribosomal subunit export from nucleus. The coding region runs from base 1 to 645 and encodes 214 amino acids. Lineage: Eukaryota; Fungi; Microsporidia; Unikaryonidae. The record is from RefSeq and is a predicted model, not a curated record. Gene Ontology annotation, cellular component: cytoplasm; nucleus. The transcript has a single exon. Gene Ontology annotation, molecular function: GTPase activity; GTP binding.
AUGGAGAGAAGAGAACUAACAUACAAGAUAUGCUUGAUAGGGGAUGGAGGAGUCGGUAAGACGACUUAUAUAAAUAGGGUGCUUGAUGGGAGGUUUGAAAAGAACUACAACGCAACUGUAGGAGCAGUGAAUCACCCGGUGACAUUUCUCGAUGACCAAGGGAACGUCAUUAAGUUCAAUGUUUGGGACACAGCAGGACAAGAGAAGAAGGCAGUAUUGAAGGAUGUGUACUACAUAGGCGCAAGCGGUGCUAUUUUUUUCUUUGAUGUGACAUCCAGAAUUACAUGCCAAAAUCUUGCUCGUUGGGUUAAGGAGUUCCAAGCGGUUGUUGGCAAUGAAGCACCUAUAGUUGUAUGCGCCAAUAAGAUCGAUAUAAAGAAUAGGCAGAAGAUUAGUAAGAAGCUAGUGAUGGAGGUCUUGAAGGGGAAGAACUAUGAGUACUUUGAGAUCAGUGCCAAGACAGCACACAACUUUGGGCUUCCGUUUUUGCAUUUAGCCCGGACAUUCACUGGAAGGCCCGAUCUUAUAUUUGUGUCGAAUGUGAAUCUUGAGCCGACAGAAGUCAACUACGAUUACCAUAGUCCUGAGGAAACAAAAUAUAUCGACUACAUGGAGCAGGCGGCAAAGAUGGCACCUGAGGAGUAA